GAACAUUCACUUGUGCUUUUAUGAUAAAGUCUUACGAAUGGGGGGCGGAGAUCAUUUGAGGUUUCACUGGAAUUUAACGAGCAAUUGUUUGCGAAUUAUUGCACUCUGGCCUCUGUCGGUGGUUGAUAAUUUCAGGGGUAAAAUUGUAGAUUACGGACAUUUAAUUGUUGUGGGGUCAUUAGCAUUGCUUCAGGGGGUUAAUAUGAUGGCAAUGUGUUAUGUCAGCUGUGAGAAUUUUGUGGCUGCGGCUGAGAGCAUCGGACCAAUGAUGUCGUUGUUCAUAGCCUUUGGGAAGAUCUGCAUCUACAGAUACAACAAAUCCUCCCUGAGGAAUUUAUCAAAAAAACUGGAGGUCUGCCUGAACAAUCGAAAUAGUCAAGAAUACAAUUAUCUUCGGAUGUACAUGAAAUACGGAAAUAUCGCGUCAGCAUCUGUUUUCGGUUCGAUAUUCAUUCUAAUCACUGGAUACUUCAGUAUUCCAUUGAUAUUGACAACUCAUGAGCUUCCCUUUAUCGCUUAUUACCCCUGGAACUGGCGUAAUUCAACUCUUGGAUAUGCGGCAUCUUAUUCUCAUCAAGUGAUUUUAACUUCUGUCCUCUCCUGUGCGUGUUCCACAGAAUUCACUUAUGUCUGGUACAUUAGCCACUGCUGUGCAAGACUCAAAGUUGUCCAGGAUAAAUUGAAGAGACUAUCCACUGGAAACCGCACGAAAAAAUGUGGGAAGGAUGUGCAGAGAAUCCUCUCAGGAAUCACUCGUCUUCAUGCCGAUGUUCUCGAUGACGUCAUUCUGAUAAACACAGCCUUCACUUAUAUCGUUCUGCUGUUGUUCCUGGCAGCCGUCAUUGCCAUUUGCUGUGCUGGAUUGACCAUAACUAGUAAAACAACCGAAUCAACAAUUAUACUUCUUUUCCUCGUCCUCGCUGUUUAUUAUGCCCAGCAGUUGCUGUUUUAUUAUCUUCCUGGGGAUCUGCUUGCACGAGAAGCAUUAGCUGUGGGGAAGGCGGCGUAUUCUAGUGGUUGGGAGAUUUUCGAUGUUGAAUGUAAAAAAACAAUUGGACUCAUUUUAUUCAGGAGUAAUUCACCGCCUCGACUGCUAGCUGGGGACUUGAGCCCUUUGUUACUGGAGAAUUACAUGUCCUUUCUGGCAACAACUGCAUCUUAUUUCACCUCGAUUCGAGCAGUGACUGAUAAAAAUUAAUGGAAACCAAACAAGACUUGCUUUUGAUAUUUUUGAAUUUGUGAGGGAUUGGGAAUCGAAUAUAGUGAAUGAUAUUUAAUUAUUGUAUCUUCAACAGUAAAUGAGGAUUAGAUUUUCAAUUAAUUAUCGUAUUAU
This is a messenger RNA of Fopius arisanus, 1333 nucleotides long. Its product is annotated as odorant receptor 85c-like. The transcript is spliced from 6 exons. NCBI's taxonomy places the organism in Eukaryota, Metazoa, Arthropoda, Insecta, Hymenoptera, Braconidae. The record is from RefSeq and is a predicted model, not a curated record. Gene Ontology annotation, cellular component: plasma membrane. Gene Ontology annotation, biological process: detection of chemical stimulus involved in sensory perception of smell; sensory perception of smell. The coding region runs from base 38 to 1198 and encodes 386 amino acids. Gene Ontology annotation, molecular function: olfactory receptor activity; odorant binding.